Molecule: messenger RNA, 1818 nt
Organism: Tauraco erythrolophus (red-crested turaco)
Lineage: Eukaryota; Metazoa; Chordata; Aves; Musophagiformes; Musophagidae
Source: RefSeq, a predicted model, not a curated record
ACCACCAAGAAUGCCUUUGGCUUACACCUGAUAGACUACAUGACGGAGAUCCUGAAACAGAAGGACUCCGAACUGACCAACUUCAAGAUCGCAGCUGGCACGCUUGAUGCCAGCGCGAAGAUUUACGCCGUGCGCGUGGAUGCGGUCCAUGCAGAUACCUACAAAGUUCUGGGAGGCUUGGGCAAGGACUCGGCACCCACGCAAACCGUGGAGAGCCCAGAAGGAGAUGCCAGUCCGGUUCCUGAGGCUGUCAAGAGAGCUCAGACAAAGAAAAAGCACUUGUGCAAAACCAUCGAGCAGAACCUGAAUAACAUCAACGUGUCGGAGGCUAAUCGCAGAUGUGAGGUUGAUCCCAUGUUCCAGAAAACAGCCGCGUCUUUUGAUGAAUGCAGCACGUGUGGCAUUUUCCUCAUCGGGCUCCGUACCCAAAGCUGCCAGAGCGAGCUCCUGUUUGACUCGAAGAUCGUGCCUCUCCCUUCUUCAGACACCCUCACGCUGCCCAGCUCUGAUCCUCUGAAAGUGACGGAUUUAAAGCCCCUGCUGUUGCAGUGCAUUGAAAAACGCCCCAUCUGCUCUUCGCUGGCCGGUUUCCAGUUUACGAAGUGGGAUGCUGAAUCCCACGACGAGUCGGUGUCAGCCCUGUUGGAUAAAUUUAAGAAGAGCGACCAAGUGUUCGAUAUCAAUGCGGAGCUUGACAGUGAUGCGGAGGACGCUGUUCCCACCCCGCUGGAUGACUUCAGUUCCGACUCCCCCCGGAGCGGAGCAGCAGACAAGCUUGGGGAAUUCACAGACAACCUCAACUCCUUUGGAACGGUCCACCAGAGCAAGAGAACUGAUGUGGUUCCUUUUGGAGAGGGAGACAUCGGGACCAUGUGCCUCCAUCUCUCCAUGAAUCCAGGGGAAUACUCCUACUUCAGUCCCCGGACUCUGUCAAUGUGGGCCGGCCCUGAGCACUGGCGCUUCAAACCUCGACACAAAACAGAUGCUGACUCUGAAAAAGAGGCCAAGAAAAGGAGUGCAAAGAAAGCGUUUGAAGUGAACUUUGAUGAGGACAUCGACUUUCAGACGUAUUUCCGUAAGACCAAAGCGUCUGUAACUCUGGCCAAAUCCAUACUGGAAAGCCAGAACAUGAAGAGCACCACGCUUCCCGCAGACUUCAACUAUGACCCUAACAACAUUCUCCAGCUGUUCCUCAAACCGGCUGUUAAGCUCUGCAGAAUGCCCGAGCCGAACAGGUCGUUGGAUCACGCGGAUGAGAUCGGCGAGUACGACUACAACAACCCCAGCGACACCUCCAAUUUCUGCCCUGCCCUGCAGGCUGCGGACAGCGAUGAUGACGACAACGGCCCCGUUCAAUUCACGGGCCAGACAGGGGACUUCAACCUUACUGCCCACCAUGACGCUGAGCUCAACAGGACUGUCGGCGAUGCCAAUGUCACAACGUAUGGAGAGCUGAACCUCAUUGCUGAGCCCCAGAGGGUCAAUAAGAUAGCAAUUCAAUAUGCGAAGACAGCCAAGAAAAUGGACAUGAGGAGGUUGAAGAAAAACAUGUGGGACCUCUUGACUGAUGGACAGGAGAAGGAAACAGUGGCAGAGGCGGAAGAUGCAGAGAAGGGGAAGAACACAUCAGUGGUAGCGGGCGAGAAGGUCUUCAGCGGCAUCACGAAGGAACUGCUUUACAGGCUGCCUUCUGUGAUGGCGAGUAAUCUGUCUGUCCCCUUAGCCUUCGCCUGCCUCUUGCAUUUGGCAAACGAGAAGAAUCUGAAGCUGGAGGGCACAGAGGACCUGUCUGAUGUCGUGGUGAAACAAGACAACUGA